Messenger RNA from Triticum aestivum (bread wheat), 841 nucleotides. RefSeq names its product probable WRKY transcription factor 2. The record is from RefSeq and is a predicted model, not a curated record. The transcript has 3 exons. NCBI's taxonomy places the organism in Eukaryota, Viridiplantae, Streptophyta, Magnoliopsida, Poales, Poaceae. Gene Ontology annotation, molecular function: sequence-specific DNA binding; DNA-binding transcription factor activity. Gene Ontology annotation, biological process: regulation of DNA-templated transcription. The coding region runs from base 98 to 493 and encodes 131 amino acids.
GCACCAAUGCCCCCCAUCCGUUCAUGUAGCUAGCUAGUUAGCAACAACAAGAGCAUGGAAGCACUCAGGUGACCCGCUAGCCUCGUCGGUUUCCGCCAUGGCCACAACAGGGAGCGGAGGAGGUGAGAGGGGUCAUCAUGGCGACGAGGAGGAGCAGCAGCAGCAGGCAGCUUGGGCGGAGGCAGCCGGCGUUCAGCCGCUGGUGAUGCCGGAGGACGGGUACCAGUGGAAGAAGUACGGCCAGAAGUUCAUCAAGAACAUCCAGAAAAUCAGGAGCUACUUCCGGUGCCGCGACAGGCGGUGCGGCGCCAAGAAGAAGGUGGAGUGGCAGCCGGGCGACCCCAGCGUCCGCGUCGUCUACGACGGCGCGCACCUGCACGGCUCCCCGUCGUCAUCCAACGGCGGCGGCGGCGGCCAGGACGGCGCCGCCAACCGGUACGAUCUCAGCACCCAGUACUUCGGCGGCGCGGCUCCCACGCCGCAGACGCGGUGACCAGACGACGCGACGGGCGCCGCCGGCCGGUGGCGCCAUCAGGAGGACGUGUGGUAGCUGUUGAAUGGCCGGCGGUGGCGGUGCCGGGGCGCCGCCGGUGCAGCGUUGUCGACGGUGUAGGUGGCAGAUUAUCUGCGGUCAACGUGAUUACAACAGGUGCACUAGCUAGCUGGUUGAGCGGUCGCACUGCUACGACUAGUAGUACUCCUACGUACGUAGCUCCGUUUGUUUCCUGUAUGUAUGUAUGUAUGUACGAUUAGUUCAACUCUGGUACCUGAGGCCGCGAGUGCACCAGCAUUAACUAGCAGUAACACCUGAGGCUGUCACGCUAAAUGCCAAAAUGUACAA